Heterocephalus glaber (naked mole-rat) is the source of this 1157-nucleotide messenger RNA. RefSeq names its product metallo-beta-lactamase domain containing 1 (gene Mblac1). The record is from RefSeq and is a predicted model, not a curated record. Lineage: Eukaryota; Metazoa; Chordata; Mammalia; Rodentia; Bathyergidae.
UCCGGAGGGGGGUUGAGAGCUCCGAGAGAGUCGCUCUCUCUCUCUCUCCCUCCCAGCAGGUCCCUCCCUACCAUGAGCAGCUUAGUGCGGGCCGAACCUCUGAGCGGGGCUCCCUUGCUGGUUCCCGGCGACUCCUACUCCGUGGUGGUUCUGCUGCAGGGCUACUCGGAGCCAGAGACGGUCGGCGACGCCGUGCGCGCUGACGGCUCUGUCACCCUGAUUCUAUCCCAGGCUUGGGACUCCGAGUCCAGCCCUCGAGAGUCUCUGCCCGCGGGCGGCGAUGCGAAGACACCCCUGGAGAUGGCGGCGUGUGGCCCCAUCCUCGUGGAUACCGGGGGACCCUGGACUCGGGAGGCGCUGCUGGGGGCCCUGGCAAGGCAAGGCUUGUCCCCGGGAGACGUGACUCUGGUGGUGGGGACCCACGGGCACUCGGAUCAUAUCGGGAACCUGGGGCUGUUUCCGGGGGCAGCUCUGCUGGUCUCGCACGACUUCUGCCUUCCCGGGGGCCUCUACCUACCCCACGGGCUGAGUGAAGAGCAGCCCCUGCGCCUGGGCCCCGGGCUCGAAGUGUGGGCCACGCCGGGCCACGGGGGCCAGCGGGACGUGAGCGUGGUGGUGGCAGGCACGGCCCUGGGCACUGUGGUAGUGGCAGGUGAUGUCUUUGAGCGCGAUGGUGAUGAGGACUCAUGGCAGGCACUGAGCGAAGACCCGGUGGCGCAGGAGCGGAGCCGAAAGCGAAUCUUAGGCAUCGCCGAUGUGAUCGUGCCUGGUCAUGGAGCCCCUUUUCGGGUGAUCAGGGAAGCCUUUCAGCCAGAGACAAAUAGUUGCGGAAACAGCACCCGGGAGCCAGUGGCCUGAGAUAAGGUGCUAACCCUGGAAGGAUGAGCCCUGGGGUGGACAGGACUUCUGUCAGGGAGGCCCCUCCAAGGAGGAACAUCCAGGAUACGGAGAGGACCUGGUCGGCCAGAAUCAGAGCAGGCAAGAAUGGUCACUCACUUCCAGCCUUCCAGGAAGGAGUUUUUCUAGUAAGGACAGAAUGCUACUGCCAUCACCAAUAUCACUCUGCCUGUCUCUGCAAACCAAUUUAGGACCAAGGAUUGGCUCAGCUCUGUAUUCAUCCUCUGCAGUCCUCAGUAAAAUGAAAAAAGUUCUUGUGA